UGUCACACUUGCAGUUUUAUGAUAAGUUUCAUGAAUUCAAAAGAAACUUACAGUGAAUUCUGGGUACCUGGAUUUGUUUUCUAGUGUAUUUGCCUGUUAGCUGCCGUCUUGCUAUUUUCAUUUCUGAUGACAACUAUCACGGAACACUGCUAGAGCACAGAGUCAGCCUGUGACGGGGCCAGAAGAAUGUCUUCCAAGCAGGCCACCUCUCCAUUUGCAUCUGAUGGAGAGGGAACAACAAUCCAGGACUUAGCAUCACAGGAGCAGGAAGAAGACAACAAUGAAGAACUUGUCACUUCCCAUCUGCCUCUGCACACCAUAUUGCACAACAAACCUCACUCUGAAGAGCUCCCAGCUCUAGUCACUACAAUUCAACCAGACUCAGACUGGAACAGUGUUAUCUCAACUCAGCAUAGGAUGGAGUCAGAAAAUAAUAAGUUAUGUUCCUUAUAUUCCUUCCGAAAUACUUCUACCUCACCACAUAAGCCCGAAGAAAGUGGUCGUGAUCGCAAUGAGCUAAUGACCAGUGUUAAUUUUGGAACUCCAGAACGCCGCAAAGGAAGUCUUGCCGAUGUGGUGGACACUUUGAAACAGAAGAAACUAGAAGAGAUGACGAGAACCGAACAGGAGGAUUCAUCUUGCAUGGAAAAACUACUUUCUAAAGACUGGAAGGAGAAAAUGGAGAGAUUAAACACAAGUGAACUCCUUGGAGAAAUAAAAGGUACACCUGAAAGCUUAGCAGAAAAAGAACGACAGCUCUCGGCCAUGAUUACCCAGCUCAUCAGCUUACGGGAGCAGCUUCUGGCGGCCCAUGACGAGCAGAAAAAGCUGGCAGCAUCACAAAUUGAAAAACAGCGGCAGCAAAUGGAUCUUGCUCGCCAACAGCAAGAACAGAUUGCAAGACAACAGCAGCAACUUCUCCAGCAGCAACACAAAAUCAAUCUCCUGCAGCAGCAAAUUCAGCAGGUUCAGGGUCACAUGCCUCCUCUCAUGAUCCCAAUUUUUCCACAUGACCAGCGGACAUUGGCAGCGGCUGCAGCAGCCCAGCAGGGAUUCCUUUUCCCCCCAGGAAUAACUUAUAAACCCGGUGAUAACUAUCCUGUGCAGUUCAUUCCAUCAACAAUGGCAGCUGCUGCUGCUUCUGGACUCAGCCCUUUACAGCUCCAGCAACUCUAUGCCGCUCAGUUGGCCAGCAUGCAGAUAUCGCCUGGCGCCAAGAUGCCUUCCACGCCUCAGCUGCCAAAUACGACAGGGACGCUCUCACCAACCGGGAUGAAAAACGAAAAGAGAGGGACCAGCCCUGUAACUCAAGUUAAGGAUGAUGCUGCACAGCCACUGAAUCUCUCUGCUAGACCCAAGACAGCAGAACCUGUCAAAUCCCCGACGUCGCCAACGCAGAGCCUCUUCCCUACGAGUAAAACCAGCCCCGUGAAUGUGGCCAAUAAAAGUGGAAUCCCCAGUCCUAUUGGCAUGACUCUGGGAAGAGGAUCCUCUCUAGACAUCCUUUCCAGUCUUAACUCACCUGCCCUAUUUGGGGACCAGGACACUGUAAUGAAAGCAAUUCAGGAGGCUAGGAAGAUGAGAGAACAAAUCCAGCGGGAGCAGCAGCAGCAACAGCAGCAACCACAUAUUGAUGGAAAGCUUCCCAACCUGAAUAAUAUGGGCCUAAACAACUGUAGAACCGAAAAGGAAAGAACACGCUUUGAGAAUUUAGGCCCACAUCUAUCGGGGAAGCCCUGUGAAGAUGGAAAGCUAGGUCCAGGAGUCAUUGAUCUUACAAGGCCAGAAGAUGCAGAGGGAAGUAAAGCAAUGAAUGGCUCUGCAGCUAAACUACAGCAGUAUUAUUGUUGGCCAACAGGAGGUGCUACUGUGGCUGAAGCGCGAGUCUACAGAGAUGCCCGGGGACGAAGCAGCAGUGAGCCGCACAUCAAACGACCAAUGAAUGCUUUCAUGGUUUGGGCAAAGGAUGAACGCAGGAAAAUUCUUCAAGCUUUUCCUGACAUGCACAACUCCAACAUUAGCAAAAUUCUUGGUUCCCGCUGGAAAUCCAUGUCGAACCAAGAGAAACAACCUUAUUAUGAAGAGCAAGCACGAUUAAGUAAAAUCCACCUAGAAAAAUACCCUAAUUAUAAAUAUAAACCCAGACCAAAACGCACUUGCAUUGUUGAUGGCAAAAAACUGCGCAUUGGAGAAUACAAACAACUAAUGAGAUCUCGACGACAAGAGAUGAGGCAAUUUUUUACCGUAGGGCAACAGCCUCAGAUUCCAAUUGCCACAGGAACAGGAGUGGUCUAUCCUGGUGCUAUUACUAUGGCAACUACUACGCCAUCGCCUCAGAUGACAUCUGAUUGUUCCAGCACUUCUGCUAGUCCUGAGCCCAGCAUCCCUGUCAUUCAGAGCACUUACAGCAUGAAGACGGACAGUGGGAGCCUUGCUGGAAAUGAAAUGAUAAACGGGGAAGAUGAGAUGGAAAUGUACGAGGACUUUGAGGAUGACCCCAAAUCAGACUAUAGCAGUGAAAACGAAGCCCAUGAGGCGGUCGCUGCCAACUGAGGAUGUUUGCUGAAUUACUCUUGACUUUGUUUUCUUUU
Protobothrops mucrosquamatus (brown spotted pit viper) is the source of this 2591-nucleotide messenger RNA. It is a transcript of the gene SOX6, whose product is annotated as SRY-box 6. The transcript has 17 exons. Gene Ontology annotation, molecular function: DNA-binding transcription factor activity, RNA polymerase II-specific; RNA polymerase II cis-regulatory region sequence-specific DNA binding. Lineage: Eukaryota; Metazoa; Chordata; Lepidosauria; Squamata; Viperidae. Bases 187 to 2553 code for a protein of 788 amino acids. The record is from RefSeq and is a predicted model, not a curated record. Gene Ontology annotation, cellular component: nucleus. Gene Ontology annotation, biological process: regulation of transcription by RNA polymerase II; positive regulation of chondrocyte differentiation; cell fate commitment.